CUACCUCCGGUCCAAUCACAGUGUUAGGUUUGAAACUACUGGAUUCAAACUAUUUUGUGAGUUUUGGAUUUCACCAGGCGAGUAGUAAAUAAGGAAAAGUAGAAAUAUGUAUAAUGUUGAAAUUAUUCGUGUGUAAACAUAGCAUAACUGAAAUACAUAAUCUAAGCAGUAAACAUGGAAGGGAAAGUAAUUGGCCCUGGUCCGUACCGAGCUACAAAACUGUGGAAUGAAACAAUUAAGCUGUUUCGUGCUGGCAUGCCACUGAGGAAGCAUCGGGUUCAUUUCCGUACCUAUGAAAGCUGUUUCGCUGCUUCCGAAGCUGUGGACUGGCUACACGAGCUGCUUAAAAGUAACCAGAACUUUGGCCCCGAGGUCACCCGUACUCAGACUGUACAGCUGCUAAAGAAAUACUUGAAAAAUCAUGUGAUAGAGGACAUAAAGGGAAGGUGGGGCAAAGAAGACUUUGAGGACAAUGGACAAUUGCACAGGUUUCCUCCAUCAUCCCCACUAAAGCCAUAUCCUAAAAGGCCCCAGCACACUGAAAAGAAUUGUAUUCCCAAAUUUCCAAAAUGGGAUGAUUAUGAACCAAUGUCUUCACAGGAUAAGAAUCCAAUAAGGCCACUUGUUCUGAAUGCAGAGUCUUGGAACAAGCGGCACAGCAUUGCGAUUGGAGAGGUGCAUGAGUGCAAGCUUGUACACAGGAGAGAAAUCUCACCAAGGAACGUGGAGCACGUUUGGAAAUCGAUGACUCUUGCACAUUUACAGAAGAUAGUGGGACUGGAAUCCCUCAGUGGAGUGCUGGACUCAAAACUGAUGAACCCCAAGCAUAUACUUUACAAUGUGUACAAUACCAAUAAGCAAGGAGUUGUGGUUCUGCAAGACAAAUCCGAAGAGCUUCCUCAUUGGGUUUUAUCUGCCAUGAAAUGCUUAGCUAACUGGCCUAAUGGUAGUGAGCUUAAACAGCCGAUGUAUCCUGGGUUUGAGAGAGACGUCUUGAAAACAGUAGCAGAUUACUUUCACAAACUGAAAGAGCCCUUGCUCACUUUUCAGCUCUAUGAUAUUUUCGUCAAUAUCCUUGGCCUUCUGCAGAAGCAACAAAUUGCAACCGAAGCCCUUCAGGUUUGCUGUCUUCUCCUGCCUCCAGUGAACAGGAGAAAGCUGCAGUUAUUGAUGAGACUGAUGGCACGGAUAUGUCAGAAUACUCAGAUCCCACCACUCAAUGAUGCCAUUGAGACCAGAACACUGAUGGUUCAGACCUUUUCUCGUAGUAUCUUGUGUUCAGCGGAUGAGGUUGACUUGGAUGAACUUCUGGCCACUAAGCUGGUAACAUUUAUGAUGGACAAUUAUGAUGAGAUCCUGAAAGUUCCUAAUCGGCUACAGAGUGCAGUUGAGGAGCAUUUAUCCCACAUGCGAAGAGUUCAGAUAAAAUAUGCUGGAGCCGAUGCAGAUGCCACUCUUCUGUCUCAGUCCUACUGCAAACAGAUCAGCAAAGAAGAGUUUGAUGAGCAGAGAGCCAGUAGCUCACUAGCUCCAAUGGCAGAAUUGCUGGAAGGGAUCAUUAAGGAUAAAGAACUGUCCAUUAAAGACAAAAAGAAGAAACUUAAACAGUUUCAGAAGUCUUAUCCUGAAGUCUACAAAAAGCGACUUCCCACAGUGGAAAGUGAGGCAGCUCUGUUUCCAGAAAAACCUACGUUUAAGCCUCAGCUGAUGUUUUUCACUCUGAAGAAACCAUUCCAGCCAUUUCAAAGAACUAGGAGCUUCCGAACGUGAGAUUCAGCUUUGGUUGCAAAUUUCUAAUUAGUCAAACUUUUAUUGCUAUCAGUCACUUCACAAAGAUGUAACUACUGAAAGAAAUCCUGAGUUGUUGGGUUUUUUUUUUUUUACUCAUAGUUUUCACUCUCAGAAUAAAUUACAAAGCUAAAAGUGCAGUAAAUCUAAAGGCCAACUUGGUCUUUUGAAAUCUCUUUACUUAAUACCUUCUCGGGGCUAUCUCUAAGCAGUCCAGCAUAAAAAUAUACAUCCAACCAGAGAUUAUUUAUUUAUUUAUUUAUUUUGAUCAAACAAGGUCACCAAGGUGUGUUGCACCCUUCAAAAUCUGGACUGCAACUCACUAUCAAACUGUUAAUAAGAAUGAAUUUAUAGGAGAGGAAAAUGUUACAUAAAAUGAACUAGAACUGUUCUGCUGCAUAGUGUUUACAAGGAAUAUUUAUAGGCCAUGUUAAAGUACUACUAACAUUUCACCUGUACACAAUACAUGAUUAUUUAGUCUAGGAUUUGCACUUUUUUUCUGUUUCAGUUGUCUGUUAAAUGAUUACUGUACCCGGAACAUGGCAUGCAUGUGCAUUUCUUUAAACUAGUAUAUACCAAUAAGAUGUAGAUACACUGGAAUAAUCGCUGUUAUAUUUAGUGCAUUAAAGAAAUGUUUGUGAGUUUUCACAUCUGUUGCAUUUGGUCAGUGCUUCAGGUGCAGGUUGGUAUUAAAACAAUUCUAUGGCAUGUGUUUGACCAGAUACUGUAAUUGCACCAAACUGGAGGGAUGCAUUAUUCUAUGGAACUUUAACAAUAGAAUACAUUCAUGAUGUGUGUUCGGUUUAUGCAGGUACAAGGAUAUUUAAAUGUGUGUUAGAAUUAGUUUUGUUACAUUUCAGUUAAGUAGGACAUGCUUUUGUGCCAAUACUGUAAUUCAAGGUCUUGCUGACUAGUGAUUCCUUUAUUGGAUGUAUUUGUAUUUCCUACUGUGCAAUUCCCUUUGCUGUCGGCCACCAGUUUUAAAUGUUAAUCUUUGGAGCACAAUUUUCUACCUCUGCAUGUGUAUCUUGUGUGGUGCCCUGUCUAAAGAUAUCUUGUAAAAUGUAAGACAUUUCACACCAUGUCAGACAAAGUAUUUCAUUUUUUAAAUGUUGACAAUUCAGCAAGACUGACUAUGCUUUCACCCUUUUGGUGUCUGUAAAUACACACUGUAAGAACCACAGUCAAACAUUUUCAAUCUAAUCCACCAAUAAAAGACACAUGUAGGCAGUGAGUCCUGUUGCUGCUUGUAGUUACUUGAGUUGUUAAAGAUUGUUAUACCAUUGUAAAAUCUGCCCUGGUUUAUAGGUGUCCAAGUUAUAUAACUGGACACACUUGUUUUAUCAGAAGGUUCAACACACACUUUUGUGAUAAAUCACUUCUGUGUUUGUACUUUCUAAUUUAGGAAUUUGAUGCCGUGCAGCCUUAGAGUUGCUGUGUGACCUGACCUACGUGCAAUGU
Molecule: messenger RNA, 3249 nt
Organism: Polyodon spathula (Mississippi paddlefish)
Lineage: Eukaryota; Metazoa; Chordata; Actinopteri; Acipenseriformes; Polyodontidae
Product: DEP domain-containing protein 1B-like
Exons: 11
Coding region: 175-1770 (531 amino acids)
Biological process (GO): intracellular signal transduction
Source: RefSeq, a predicted model, not a curated record